UCCUUUCAAAACCGUCAUUUUUAUCGUGGCCUUAUUUCUUGUAGGUAAUCAAAAUUAUUUUUUGCUAAAUUAUUGUAUUAUGCAUAUAUAAGUAAAAUUUAUAGAGUAUUUUUAUACGCCGCGCAUUAAAUUGUCUAGUGUUAAUUGUGUCUUGAAUAAAGAAUCUAGAAAAUCGUAAACAUGGAUGAUAAUGAGAAUAUACUUGAUUUGGAAAACCAGGACGAUAAGGACAAACGGGUCAAAAUUCAAGUGGAGGGCGAAGAUGAAGUGGUUGAGACUGAAAUGGGACGGAAAAAAAUGAAAAGAUUUCAACUGCCAGAUCUUCCGAGGUGGUGGCAAGCUGUGAUCAUUCAAUAUGCCUUCUCGCAUCCGCAUGUCCGUGCGCGGCUGGAGAAGCACAUGGGCAACAACUUGGUGCGGCUCACGGACAAGAACUACAUGACCGAGCUCGAGGAGAGGAUCCGCGCCGUCAAUGAGGAGAACCUCAACAAGCGGAUCACUACGCGUGUUAUGGAUGAGAUGGAGAGGCUCAAACGACUGAUCCUAGUGGGAAAAACGCCGUUGAAGGAAUGCCCUCCAGAGUUGUACCAUCACCCAGUGUUCGUAUUCUGGCGGAUGGUCAACCGCGAGGUGGCACGCGCCUCCAAAAAGCGCGCCGACGCCUACUUCAGGAAGUUAAAGGCAGCGCAGAAGAUUGAUAUGUCCAUAGACGAAGACCGCGAGCUUAGCACUGCUGAAGAUGAAGGCGAGAGUCUAACACCAGAACAGAGACUUUCAAAAUGCCGAGAACAAUUAGAACAUAAUAAGCAAUUAGACAUCGAGAGGGGCGUCCGCUUCACAGAAGAACAGUUUGCACAAUUAAAGUAUGAAACCAACGAAGUGAAAAUACUUAAGAACCUAACGACGGUGGAAGAGCUGUACGCACUGGCAGAUAAGAUCAUUGGAACUAAGCGUCUUUAAAAAUGUUAUUUAGUUAUUUUUAAGAGUAAUUUUAUUAAUCUUGUACCUUGAAUCAUAUUGUCCUUGGCCUAUCAGUCCUGUCGUAACAAGUUGAAUUCUCAUUUAAGAAAAUUAAAAACAUUGUAAACGUUAAUAAUCGUAGUGAAAGUAAGCAAUAAUGUGAUUUUGUAUGAAUAAAUGUUCAUCAAACAUUGA
Messenger RNA from Trichoplusia ni (cabbage looper), 1155 nucleotides. RefSeq lists its product as uncharacterized. NCBI's taxonomy places the organism in Eukaryota, Metazoa, Arthropoda, Insecta, Lepidoptera, Noctuidae. The transcript has 6 exons. The coding region runs from base 181 to 960 and encodes 259 amino acids. The record is from RefSeq and is a predicted model, not a curated record.